AUGGCGUAUCACACCCGCCCGGGAAAGGGCUCUGGUCCUGUGUUUCUCCGUCCGUCGCCAGAGUCAAGCGGUAGUUCGUCGAACUCUGUCUGUCCUGUAUGCAAGAACUGGUCUCUUGAGCGAUGGACGACACCGUCAUAUGGCCGACGACAGAGCCCCGGAGCGCCGAUGAGAGUCGACUUUUUUCAGGUGGCCGAGUCGGCCUACGAGGAGCAGUGCCGGUUCUGCUACGUCAUAUACUAUUCGCUCCUGGCCAUGGGUUGCGAUGUGCAAAUCCAUGGCUACUCGGUCCUGUCUCUCCAUGCAAAGCCGAACGCCCCCUUCUACGUUCUCUGGGAUGAUGCUCGGGUUGGCCGCAGCGUCGUCGAGGUGUUCCGUGAAAAGGACGCAGGCUGUCUGCUGGACAUGCUUGGGUCAGCAACACCCCUACGCGAGGAUCUUCGCGAUCCAGGACUCUACGACGAAAUACGACAGCUUCUCCACGAGUGCGAAGAGGAGCACCCUGCGUGUUCACAGGUCACUGGUGAGCUGCCGCGGCGGCUGCUGCAUGUUGGGCCCGCAGCCCGUCCCGAUCUCCGCGUGACAGCCAGUUUCCCAGAAGAUGCGCGAUACAUUGCUCUGAGCCACUGCUGGGGGCCCGACGCGCCUUUGACGACCACAUGGGCAACCCUCACGCAGCGCGAAGAAGGCAUCGAGUGGAAGGACCUGCCUCGAACGUUUCAGGAUGCCAUCACCGUCGCUCGACAACUCGACGUCGAGUACAUGUGGAUCGACUCUCUUUGCAUAAUACAAGAUGACGAAGACGACUGGGCCGUCGAGUCGCUGAAGAUGGGCUUCAUCUACGAGCGAGCCUACCUCACAGUGGCCGCAGCAACGGCAGCCGGCGACCGCCAAGGGUUCCUCGGCGGCUCGCCCGGGCGCGAGCACUUUGCCUCGCGCACCAUCGACAUGGACCCCUUUGGCGGGCCGUCGGGCGUGCAAGCGCGGCGCGUCUUCGACGUGCGCGCCACGACGCUCCAGGACCCCCUGCACACGCGCGCGUGGACCUUUCAGGAGCGCAUCAUGCCGCGGCGCAUCCUGACCUUCUCCUCGGCCGUCUUCUUCGAACGGGCCGACGUGCCUCGACGGCCUGGGCGACGUCGUGGGCAAGGGCGCCGAGAGCGACCUGGACGUUCCGGGUCCUCGACGCCCCACACGGACGUCAGCUCGGCGAACCCCUACGGCGAGGUGACGGGCGGGUGGCUGCGCAUCCGGGGACGGCUCGCGACGGCCGUCCUGACCAUCUACUCGAACAGCUUUGUCGAUCCGAAGGACGGGAGACCCAGACCCGCCUCGAGGCCCGCCGUCGGUCUGAAGCUGCUGAACGUCUUUAGAGACGUCGUGCCGGCCCCGAGCCACCGCGGUAUCGGCAUCGACACGCCGCUGGAGUCCCGUGUUGUCCUCAACGGAUCCGUCACCACGGGCGCGCGCGUGGAUGGAGGCGGCGACUGGCUGGAACGAAAAGCCAACAUGGACUUCACGGUGCGUAUCAUGAUGGUGGCGAGGUUGCUCAACGGAGGGGGGCCCUUUUGCCUGAUUCUGGGCAACAAUGGUCUCUACGGAGACGACGCGACGUGCUUUGAACGGCUUGGUGUUGUGAAUAUGCAUGAGGACAGCCUUGUCAGCCGAGAGGAUGUAUGGCAGGAAGAGGAGUUUAUGAUUAUAUGA
Verticillium alfalfae VaMs.102 is the source of this 1707-nucleotide messenger RNA. RefSeq lists its product as hypothetical. The coding region runs from base 1 to 1707 and encodes 568 amino acids. The transcript has 3 exons. The record is from RefSeq and is a predicted model, not a curated record. NCBI's taxonomy places the organism in Eukaryota, Fungi, Ascomycota, Sordariomycetes, Glomerellales, Plectosphaerellaceae.